AUGACCGCUGGAGACUCCUCAGCCCGCGACGUUGAAGUGCCCGCCUCGCCCCUCGUCCACGAUACCCCGCUAUCCUUCCCGGACCUGUGCGCCCGCAUCCAUGACCGCGUCGGUGCGUUUCUCCGCGAGCAGCCCGCCUCGGAACGCCUCAAGAGCUUGCAGCAGCAGACGCGCAUCUCGCUGGAUGUCAUAGAAGAGGCACUGGACAAAUAUAGACUACCUGAGCUCUCCCUCGCAUACAAUGGCGGAAAGGAUUGUCUCGUCCUCCUGAUCCUCUACCUCUGCGCCCUACACCGCAAAGGCCUCACCCCCGCCGACCCCAACUCAAACCCCGAGACCGCCAUCAAAUGCGUCUACAUCCAGGCGCCGCACCCGUUCCAAGAAGUAGAGGACUUUGUCGAAGUCUCAGUAAAAACAUACUCCUUACAUCUCCUUGAAUACGCAAAACCGAUGAAGGCCGCCUUCGCAGACUACCUCCACGACACACCCUCCGUUAAAGCCAUAUUCGUCGGCACACGACGUACAGAUCCUCAUGGCGAGCAUUUAAAGCAUUUCGAUCCGACGGAUUCGGGGUGGCCGGCCUUCAUGCGCAUACAUCCUGUGAUAGACUGGCACUACGUAGACAUUUGGACGUUCAUCCGCCACCUCAAUAUUCCCUACUGCAAGCUCUACGAUCGCGGGUACACCUCGCUCGGCGGCACAGACGACACCCAUCCCAACCCCGCGCUCGCAGCUGCAAAGCAGGCUGGGAAUGGUGACGCAGCGAGUACGUCGAAUGGAGCCUCGUUCAGGCCUGCAUAUGAGCUUGUAGACGAUUAUGAAGAACGACUGGGACGAGAUCGAUAG
Didymosphaeria variabile is the source of this 846-nucleotide messenger RNA. RefSeq names its product 3'-phosphoadenosine 5'-phosphosulfate sulfotransferase (gene FAD1). Gene Ontology annotation, molecular function: FMN adenylyltransferase activity. NCBI's taxonomy places the organism in Eukaryota, Fungi, Ascomycota, Dothideomycetes, Pleosporales, Didymosphaeriaceae. Gene Ontology annotation, biological process: FAD biosynthetic process. The transcript is spliced from 2 exons. Bases 1 to 846 code for a protein of 281 amino acids. The record is from RefSeq and is a predicted model, not a curated record.